This is a messenger RNA of Mytilus trossulus (common blue mussel), 543 nucleotides long. Its product is annotated as complement C1q-like protein 4. NCBI's taxonomy places the organism in Eukaryota, Metazoa, Mollusca, Bivalvia, Mytilida, Mytilidae. Bases 1 to 543 code for a protein of 180 amino acids. Gene Ontology annotation, molecular function: protein binding. The record is from RefSeq and is a predicted model, not a curated record. The transcript is spliced from 2 exons.
AUGCUAACAGAACAGUCGACGAAGGAUCCAUUAAUGAACACCAAAACUCAUAUUCAAAAAGUAGCGACAGAUGUUAACCGAAAUGGCGUCAAAGUGGAAAAAACUUUGGAUGAUAUAACUGCUUAUAAUCAGAAAACAUUGAAUGUUGCUUUCCAUGCAAAUGUGAAUGGCCAUAUUGGUUUAAAUGAUAACGAGGUCAUUCGUUUCGACAGAGUGAAAACCAAUUUAGAAAGUGCCUACCACAGGAAAAAUGGAAUAUUGCAGGCACCAACACCAGGAUAUUAUGUAUUUUUCGUCCAUUUUCUUGUCCUGGCACAAAAACGACUCGAAGCACAAAUAGUUAAAAAUGGUUACUUAAUUCAAAGCAUAUUUGCUGGUACGCAGGAUGUAGGACAUGGACCGGGCUCGAACUUAGCAAUUGUUAGACUUGUCCAGGGGGAUAGAGUUUGGGUAAAAGUUCACGACAAAUACCAUGAUACUGGAGAUAUUCUAGAUGGACCAUGGUGUACGUUUUCUGGCUUCCUUCUUUAUCCUGAAGUUUAA